GUACUUAAAUCAACCAACUGUUCAGACAUUUUUGAGGUAGACAUUUCUGGUAUAGUUCGACCAUUACUUACUGUACCCAAUCGUGGUUUAAUCUACGAAAAUCCAGUCAUCGUUAAAAAACGAUUUAGCAAUCGUUUUAGCUAUUUCAAUUUCACAUUCAAAUAUGUAACAAGGUUAUUUAUUCUCGUUUCCUUUUAUUAA
This is a messenger RNA of Thelazia callipaeda (thelaziosis nematode), 201 nucleotides long. The record is from the annotation of a GenBank genome assembly. Lineage: Eukaryota; Metazoa; Nematoda; Chromadorea; Rhabditida; Thelaziidae.